GAAGCUUCCAUCUUCUUCCCUUGAGACCACACCUGCUCCCCAAAGCCAGAGAUGAUCAAGGAGGAACACGAGGUGGUCAUCACAGGGGCGCCCCAGGGCCCAGGACCCGUGGUGUCCACCGUGGUCAACAUCCAGACAGAGCCCGCUGUGCCCGACCACAUCGUGUGGUCCCUGCUCAGCUCCAUCUACUUCAACGUCUUCUGCCUGGGCUUGGUGGCGUUCUCCUACUCCAUAAAGUCCAGGGACCGGAAGAGGGUGCGUGACAUGGUUGGGGCCCAGGAGUAUGCGUCCACCGCCAAGAAACUGAACAUUGCGGCCCUGGUCUGUGGUCUCAUUCUGUUCAUCAUUUUCAUUAUAAUUAAGGCAACUACCCGGCUGUAACUACUCAACACAGUUGUUACAACGUCACGAAGAGUGAGGAGGCUUCUGGUGGCUGCCCAUAGCCUGAGGCUGUCACCUCUUCACAGCUGUUCAUACCCACGUGUGUCCCCGACCGAAUGCAAUAAAGGACAUGCACCUGA
Molecule: messenger RNA, 521 nt
Organism: Phyllostomus hastatus (greater spear-nosed bat)
Lineage: Eukaryota; Metazoa; Chordata; Mammalia; Chiroptera; Phyllostomidae
Product: interferon-induced transmembrane protein 3-like
Exons: 2
Coding region: 52-381 (109 amino acids)
Biological process (GO): defense response to virus; response to type II interferon; response to interferon-beta
Cellular component (GO): plasma membrane
Source: RefSeq, a predicted model, not a curated record